AUGUGCUUCGGAUCCUCCAAGUCCAAGCCUUCUGAGAAGAGGCGUGUCGAGCGAGCCAAGGCCAACCGAGCCAAAGGCAAGGGCACAGUUAGACGAACCGUGAUCUCCUCGGAGGACAGCGUCAAGACAACUGAGUUGAAGAAGAGAUGUCUCCAACACAACCAACCCUGUGUUGCAUUCCGCUACGAAGACUGGCCGGAGCCAAAGGAACAAACCUCAUAA
Messenger RNA from Fusarium sp. VM40, 222 nucleotides. Lineage: Eukaryota; Fungi; Ascomycota; Sordariomycetes; Hypocreales; Nectriaceae. The record is from the annotation of a GenBank genome assembly.